Salvelinus sp. IW2-2015 is the source of this 1810-nucleotide messenger RNA. RefSeq names its product extracellular calcium-sensing receptor-like. NCBI's taxonomy places the organism in Eukaryota, Metazoa, Chordata, Actinopteri, Salmoniformes, Salmonidae. Gene Ontology annotation, molecular function: G protein-coupled receptor activity. Gene Ontology annotation, biological process: G protein-coupled receptor signaling pathway. The record is from RefSeq and is a predicted model, not a curated record. Gene Ontology annotation, cellular component: plasma membrane.
AUGGGACAGAUCUGUGAGAUCUCUCCGCGUUCUGAGAAGGUGUGUGAUGGCAGUGAGGAUAUACAGCAGCUACAGACACCCUUCACAGAUACAUCMCAGCUGCGUGUCACUAACAUGGUGUAUAAAGCUGUUUACGCCAUAGCACACGCCAUCCACAGCAUUGUUUGUGAAGAGAGAGAAAACUCCACUGUGAACUGUGACAAAAAUCUCAAUGUGAAGCCAACAAAGGUCCUGGAGAGAUUGAGGAGGGUGAACUUCUCUCGUAACGGGUACCAGGUGUCUUUCGAUGCCAACGGGGACCCAGUGGCAACCUAUGAGCUGGUCAACUGGCAGAGACGGGAGAGUGGGAAUAUAGAUUUUGUGACAGUGGGACUCUAUGAUGGGUCCAUGCCUCCUGACCAGAGGCUUCACAUCGAGAGGGAAAUCACCUGGGUAAAGAACAGUUCACACGUACCUGUGUCAGUGUGCAGUGAGAGCUGUCCCCCAGGCACUCGUAAGGCUGUACAGAAAGGAAAGCCUGUAUGCUGUUAUGACUGUAUCCAAUGUGCAGAGGGAGAAAUAAGUAAUAACACAGAUUCUUCAGACUGUCUGAUCUGUCCCGAGGAGUACUGGCCCAACGCUGAGAGAGACCGCUGUAUCCUUAAGCCUGUGGAGUUCCUGUCCUUCCACGAGGUCCUCGGAAUCAUCCUGACCGCCUGCUCUGUGGGCGGGGCUUGUCUGGCCAUYGCCACGGCAACYRUMUUCUACCRCCACCGAACKUCGGCCAUCGUCAGGGCCAACAACUCUGAGCUGAGCUUCCUGCUKCUCUUCUCCUUGRCWCUGUGUUUUCUGUGUUCUCUUACYUUCAUUGGCCGGCCCUCUGAGUGGUCCUGUAUGCUGCGYCACACAGCGUUUGGGAUCACCUUCGUCCUCUGCAUCUCUUGUGUUCUGGGGAAAACAAUAGUGGUGUUGAUGGCCUUCAGGGCUACRCUUCCAGSCAGUAAURUCAUGAAAUGGUUUGGUCCUCMACAGCAGAGAUUGACUGUAGUGUCCUUCACGUUUGUCCAGGCUUUGAUAUGCACUCUGUGGUUGGUCCUGUCCCCUCCCUUCCCCAUUAAAAACYUCACUACCUACAAGGAAAAGAUCAUUCUAGAGUGUGAUGUGGGUUCAGCUWUUGGUUUCUGGKCUGUGUUGGGCUAUAUAGGACUSCUSUCUCUYUUGUGCUUUGUGCUGGCUUUUCUGGCUCGGAAGCUGCCUGAUAACUUYAAUGAGGCCAAAUUCAUCACCUUCAGCAUGCUCAUAUUCUGUGCAGUCUGGAUCACCUUUAUCCCAGCUUAUGUCAGCUCUCCUGGGAAGUUCACUGUAGCUGUGGAGAUCUUUGCCAUCAUCACCUCUAGCUUUGGGUUGUUCUUUCUGUUAUUUGUUCCUAAAUGCUUCAUUAUUCUGUUCAGGCCGGAGAAGAACACCAAGAAACACCUUAUGGAGAAGACAUCSAAUGAUAUACGUUAUUAAGAAAUGAUUGAGGGGAAAAAACAUUGUAACGUUCAGUUAUAUGGUUUAUCAUACAGUUAGGUAGGACUACUCUGACAGAGAUGACCAACAAUUUAGCAGCUAAUCAUUCGUAACAUUGUAACUAGUAACAUGUAACAGGUUCACUUUAGAUAUUCCAAUGUUAUGAGAGAUUGUUCAAAGCUAGAGUGUUAAAAUGUAAUUUGACCUGCUAAAUGAUGUGAUUAGCAGUAGCCUACAGAGUGGAACCACUUCCAUGUUGUUGGAAAAAAGCUUUAUUCUUAUAUAAAUUGAUAUAACAUUGAAGUGCAUGUGUUCAAUU